AUGCUUCGAGCCCUCACUCACUGCCACACGCAUCGUAUCAUCCAUCGUGAUGUGAAGCCGCAAAAUGUUCUUGUCGAAACAUCGGGUAUCAUCAAAUUGGCCGAUUUUGGACUGUCACGACCAUACAGUAUACCAUCACGAUGCUUUACACAUGAGGUUGGUUCAACUUUUUGUUAG
Gongylonema pulchrum is the source of this 177-nucleotide messenger RNA. NCBI's taxonomy places the organism in Eukaryota, Metazoa, Nematoda, Chromadorea, Rhabditida, Gongylonematidae. The record is from the annotation of a GenBank genome assembly.